Messenger RNA from Vicia villosa (hairy vetch), 574 nucleotides. RefSeq lists its product as uncharacterized. The record is from RefSeq and is a predicted model, not a curated record. The transcript has 3 exons. Bases 24 to 407 code for a protein of 127 amino acids. Lineage: Eukaryota; Viridiplantae; Streptophyta; Magnoliopsida; Fabales; Fabaceae.
AAAAAAAAAAAAAAAAAAACAAAAUGUUAGUUUCUAACAUGAAAUCAAUAUGGUUAUUAACCAUCCUUGUAAUAAUAUCUCUAUGCUAUUACAAAAAUGUGAAUGGAGAAGAUUGUGAAAAUGAUAUUCUUAGCAUGAAUAUUGAGUGUUUGAUUUACAUGAACAAAGAUUUGCAAGAACCAAUACCUCCUAAUGAUCGAUGUUGUGAUAUAAUUAAAACUGCUAAUUUUCCAUGCGUUUGCAAGAAUGGUCUCAGUCGAAAAUUGCCUCUUGAUCCUUCAAAGACAUAUGCGGAUUUAAUUAGUUGGGACAAUGUGAUGUACUGUUUUGAUAAUGUGGCAAACCUCUUCCUCAUGGCUUUCAGUGUGAUAGAUUCACUGUUCCGCCAAUGCCCUCCUACCAAUUGAAUAAGAGUUGAAGAUUUUUUGUAAUGUAGGGACUCCAAGCAAUAAUAUUGGAAUGAUUUCAUAAGUUUCUUUAGUAGAAAUGUUGAUUAGAAAUUACUGCUUCAUAGCGUAACAUGUACUCUAAAUAAUAAAUAAUAUGUCCUAUUGUUUGGUUUGAAUCCAUUUAA